AUGUCGCUGACACCGGGAGGUUUCAGAGCCUUUGGCGAUGCAUUUCCGGAAGCCUCCCCAAGCGCCCUUGUCAUCGGGACGCCCGUCGUAGUAGGCCCUAGAGCGGCCAGGGUUCAGCAGGGGACUCUGUCAGUAGGGACACCUGCUCUUUCCCAGUCUGAGCUGCUUCGCAAGACGAAUGGGAGGGAAGCAGCCUCCCCGGUAGCCUCUCCUCUGCGCCAGGUUCCGGACAGCGUCUUCGAAGUGGCAGCAGUUUCUGCGGAUGCGGCUGAUUCCAUAAAAAGUAUAUCCUUUACUGGACAGAGAACUAAGACGCCAGACAGCGCGAGCGAUAAUAUAGAGCAAUCGAAUACAACGGACGACCUUAUUCCUUCAGCUUUGGCUCAUACUGGCUCGGAUACUUCCAGUUCUUCACAAAAAAUGAUGCCACCAUCGGCGUCAGAGAAUAUCCUCGUUAAUAAAGAUAUCAAUAAAGUGGGAAUGAUUCUAAGCGAUUCUACUGUACAAGCGGACCAGGGACCCCAGAAGCAACUUUCUGAUUCUGAAAUUUUUAUGACAACCAUCCUAGGACCUAUUUCAGGAACCGAUUUCGUGAUCAUCGAUAAGCUCCGAGUCCCCAACGCUCCGAAGCCUCGAAUUGGCUCCCAGCAGUUGGUGCCACAACCGGUGCCGCUGAAAGGCCAGCCUCCCCCAGUUAUCAUGGGCCUCCACACCUCCGGAAGGCCACCUCGGAAACACAAGCUCAGUCAGGAAAUCAGGCCUCUCCAGCCUCUAGGAAUCCACCUCCUGAACCUGGUGCCUUUCAGAGGAAACAGCAAAAGCAUCAACUCCAAUGGACCAGUUCCGAAACCCAUGCGCAUCGUUGGCGCUCCGAACUUGGAGAACUUCUACCGGCCCGCCACGCUAGCCCAGACAACCCCAUCCCCCUUCAGAUUACCGAGACCCAUAAGAGACUAUGACUACCAAUACUACGACUACCAGUACUAUGAUUACGCUGAAAAUGACGGUGAUAAUGCAAGUGGAGGCCCGAGCAAGAGCACGAGAAGAAACAACAGGCAAAACCAAGACAGCAGUGAUGAGAGCUCGGCUGAACCUGACUUUGUGGAUAGUGAGGAGAAGGAUGACUGAGGCAGCGCCAUGGCUCUCGUGUAGUCUGUUCGUUCAAUAAAAUGUGAUUUUUACUUUAA
Penaeus vannamei (Pacific white shrimp) is the source of this 1187-nucleotide messenger RNA. The record is from RefSeq and is a predicted model, not a curated record. Lineage: Eukaryota; Metazoa; Arthropoda; Malacostraca; Decapoda; Penaeidae.